Messenger RNA from Daldinia caldariorum, 1799 nucleotides. RefSeq lists its product as uncharacterized. The record is from RefSeq and is a predicted model, not a curated record. Bases 123 to 1475 code for a protein of 450 amino acids. Gene Ontology annotation, biological process: lipid metabolic process. The transcript has 5 exons. Gene Ontology annotation, molecular function: phosphoric diester hydrolase activity. Lineage: Eukaryota; Fungi; Ascomycota; Sordariomycetes; Xylariales; Hypoxylaceae.
AAAACCACAUGCUAGACCAUUAGGUAGACUUUUACGAAGUUUGCAGCGGACUCUGAGAUUUUUGCUUUCCCAAAGCAUCUUCAUAUUUUGACCGUCUCGCUUUCUUCCAAAGUCGCUGCGAUAUGGAGCUCAAAUUGCUUGCUAUUGCAGUCGCUGGAUUAGCCUCUAUCCCGCUUGCCCAGGGUGAGAAGCAGGUUAAAGAUGGGAUAUCUAGCUGUGGGAAUGCGUGGAUACCCAGGGAUGAUGUCUCGAUCGCGCAAGGAACGGACAAGCGCAGGGGAUACAGCACUGCGGUGCAGACCUUUUGUAGCGCAGCGAAUGGGCAGACGGUGAAGCCUGGUGGAUACCUCUCCCUCGCGACGGAGGUCUUCCUAAACGACGGGAAGAGUCCCGCUACUUACGGUGUCCUGGGAUUUGUUUACUUCGAGGUUCACAACAAAGAGAGCUCGGAUCAUACUAUUUCAACUGAGGAUUGUAAGAAGUAUCUCUUGGCACUUAGCGCCGACGGCGGCCAAUGUUCCGGAGAGCAGAACCACGAUACGAAAGGUGGCACCUGGCAGGUUGGGAACAAUGGCGUCUCUUACCACGCUCUGGGUAAUGAGAUACCGCCGAAACAAGACGCCAUCAACAAAUUGUUUGCUGGCUCUGCUUUGGAAACGCAGACGGUGAACAAAGGAUCUGGCCCACCCCUGAACCCCUGGCCACUAGACUCGAUAAACAGCGUCAAGCCUACGAACUGCCACAGCCAUAACGACUAUACCCAGGAAAUCCCCGUUUACUCGGCUUUGAGUGCGGGCUGCAUCGGAAUCGAGGCCGACGUGUUCUACGCCAGUGGGGAUGUUAUCAUUGGCCAUAUUCUUCCAACUCCUGGAAGAACUCUGUCAGUGCAGUAUGUCCAGCCGCUGAAAGCGAUCUUGGACCACAACAACGGCGGUUCGCCUGGAAAUGUUGGCCUGUACAAGGCCAAACCUGAACAGAGCGUCACGCUGCUUAUCGAUUUCAAAACCACCGAUUCCAGGACCCUAGACGCGGUCGUCCAGGCACUCCAACCCCUCCGAGAGGGCGGCUAUCUCAGCCAUCUUGACGGCGACAGGUUCGUCGAGAGACAGAUCACAGUCGUUGCGAGCGGGAGCGCUCCGUUCGACCGGAUUAACUCAGGCGACGGCGUUCCCAACCGAGACGUCUUCUUCGACGCCUACGUAGACCACUGGGACAGCAAGUAUACCACCAAGAAUUCGUACUACGCCUCGGCCGAUUUCCAAGACGCCGUCGGGAACCCGGGGAGCGUGAACGAUUUCAGCCAGGACCAGAAGAGCGCUGUCUCGUCGCAGGUCCAGAAUGCUCACUCUGCGGGGCUUAAAGUUCGAUACUAUAACUUACCGGGCGAUUAUCUCUGGGAAUCUCUCGCCGCUCUGGGUGUAGACCGGUUGAACGCCGAUGACUUGUAUGCCACAGCUAGGCUUCCGCGGGUAUAGUGUGAUUUAAGAAUUGUAGAUCUCUGUAAGCUAUCUUUAGUAUAUGGUCUUGGAUAAAAGAAAUCUUCAGGAGUACAUAGGAGGUAGACAAGACAAAUGCAUGGAUAUAUCCAAGUCAGUUCCGCUUAAAUAAAACCGGAUCCGAAAUCAGGUAACAUUAGGCUUUUUUCCAGUUGACCAAUCUUUCUUUAGAGGAUGGCUUCCUGAUACGUAGCCGACGACGGUUGAUUCAUUAUGAAUAUAAGACAAGACAUUGCAACUAACUAGGGACCUAAAUAGCAAACUGGCGACGUUUUAAGCUAGCUAAAGUUCACGAUAUGAUCG